Hyposmocoma kahamanoa is the source of this 1751-nucleotide messenger RNA. RefSeq names its product AP-2 complex subunit mu (gene AP-2mu). The record is from RefSeq and is a predicted model, not a curated record. Gene Ontology annotation, biological process: clathrin-dependent endocytosis; intracellular protein transport. Gene Ontology annotation, molecular function: clathrin-cargo adaptor activity. Lineage: Eukaryota; Metazoa; Arthropoda; Insecta; Lepidoptera; Cosmopterigidae. Gene Ontology annotation, cellular component: cytoplasmic vesicle; AP-2 adaptor complex. The transcript is spliced from 5 exons. The coding region runs from base 1 to 498 and encodes 165 amino acids.
AUGACGUUAUUGAUGAGAUAUCGAACAACAAAAGACAUCUCUCUCCCCUUCCGCGUGAUCCCUCUGGUGCGCGAAGUGGGCCGCACCAAGAUGGAAGUGAAAGUCGUUUUGAAGAGUAACUUUAAGCCUUCACUUCUUGGACAGAAGAUCGAAGUUAAGAUCCCCACUCCGCUCAACACAAGUGGCGUACAAUUGAUCUGUUUGAAGGGAAAGGCGAAGUAUAAGGCUUCGGAGAAUGCUAUUGUAUGGAAGAUCAAACGCAUGGCGGGUAUGAAAGAAACCCAGCUGUCAGCUGAGAUCGAGCUUCUGGAGACCGAUACCAAGAAGAAGUGGACAAGACCGCCUAUUUCCAUGGGCUUUGAGGUGCCCUUCGCGCCUUCUGGCUUCAAGGUGCGGUACCUGAAGGUGUUUGAGCCAAAGCUGAACUACUCGGACCAUGACGUGAUCAAAUGGGUGCGCUACAUCGGACGCUCGGGGCUCUACGAGACUAGAUGCUAAGCUACGGAUUGCUGAUGCCGCUACAUGGAUCGGACGUACCUAAAACAGGACAUUACAUGGCGUGUUACGUAAAGAUUUUUCGUAUAUAAUAUAAUUUUCACAACACAACUUUACUGUCAGUGAUGAUUUACAGUCGAAUUUUUUAUUAGCGAUACAAAACUGACGUUAAGAGUCGAUACAGUCUAAAAUGGCUUUGGUUCAUCCCGCAUAACAGUGAAAGUGUUGAAGCAAUCACUAUGAAAGAAAUACAUAGUGAAAUUAAGGAUAUACGCUGAUUGCUAUACGGCGUGAAAACACGAUUCGUGAAAAUUUUCAGGAUAGAAAAAAAUCCAAACUUACGUCGAAAUUUUACAAGAAAACCGCUGCAUUUGUAUAUGAAUUCUGAAUACUGAAGAAUUUGAAUUCAAGCUGAGGUAAAAUCGACUCUUAGGGAUUAAUUUACAUUGCCGCGGAAAAGGAAGAUAUUUAUUACUACAGAAUUUUAUUACAUACGUAUAACUAGUUUUCAAGCUGACAGUCGUAAAGCCACUUUAAGUCUGUAUACAUAUAUUUUUAACUUAUACAUACGUACGUAUAUUGGGUCCAGAUGUAUGUACAUUGUUUUUAUUUUAUUGCGUGUUAUAUAUCAGUUAAAAAUUGUAUGUGUUAGAUAGAGAUGUUAGCGCCAUAGAAUCUCAUUUUAAAAUGAUAUGAGUCAAUAGUUUCUCUGAAAAUAGAUUCGAUGAUUUUAUUUUCAAAAGUAAAUAUAUAAAAAAAAGCCGUCAUUAUUGAAAAAAUGCCUCUGUAAUCCAUUGAAAAGCGAAACGUAAUCUAAUACUCUCUUAACAUCGUCUCCUUUAGCACGAAUGGACGUAAACUAGCCGUUUUGACGGAAACAAGUUAUUUAAAUAGCUUUAUUCAGCACCGCGCGCCUGCUGGUAAGCGACACGCCUGCCCAUAACAGUUGCAGUGCGAGACAGAACUUUAAAUCGUAAAGGCUUGAGAGGCCUUGUCAUUGCACCCUUCACACUGGAACAUAAAGUUGACAAGUCCCAUGUGCAUGUAAUUUCACAAGCAUCUUUACCUUUCAAAAUCAGAAUGUUGUAAAACGUGAAACAUACAGAGAGCGGGCGCGGGUCGGUAGCACAGCGGGUCUAAUUCCACGCGCCCGACCCGACACGCGCCCGAUCCGACACGCGCCCGAUCCGACACGCGCCCGACCCGACACGCGCCCGAUCCGACACGCGCCCGACCCGACACGCGCCCGACCCGAU